Saccharomyces cerevisiae S288C is the source of this 1020-nucleotide messenger RNA. RefSeq names its product protein-lysine N-methyltransferase (gene EFM3). Lineage: Eukaryota; Fungi; Ascomycota; Saccharomycetes; Saccharomycetales; Saccharomycetaceae. Gene Ontology annotation, cellular component: cytoplasm. Gene Ontology annotation, molecular function: S-adenosylmethionine-dependent methyltransferase activity. The transcript has a single exon. Bases 1 to 1020 code for a protein of 339 amino acids. The record is from RefSeq and is marked reviewed.
AUGAAUGAAGAUCUAUUCUACGAUAGAUUACAUCAGCGGUGCCCUGGAAAAUACUUGCUAGAAGAGUUGGAAACAAGCAAAUCUAACGAUGUCCUGCAUGCAUCGAGAUUUGUUUGUGAGAUGGAACUUGUGCAAAAGACGAAUGCAUAUUAUUGCAAAACCAUAGUCAAGAUGCUCUUAGACCACGAAUGGAUUUUCGCGAAGGCAUUCACAAUUGUCAACGAUGGCGAAGACGAGAUAGAGAUAUAUGAUUAUCUCUAUGAGAAGUACAUAAAACUAUUAAGCACAGGCAAGCCAGACCCGAUGAUGAAAGACGUCGUGAGGUACAGGUUUGACGAGGACGUAAAGAUCAAAAUUGAGGAAACACCGAAUUUGAUCAGUGCGGCCAGUACUACAGGUUUCAGGACAUGGGAAGCUGCCUUAUACAUGGGUGAUUUCCUUAUUCAUAAGCCCUUACAAGAGUUGGCACCGGUACAAGGACAAGACGAUGGCAAGAAAAAAUUAAAUGUUCUUGAGGUCGGCGCUGGCACAGGCAUAGUGAGUCUCGUCAUUUUACAAAAGUAUCACGAGUUCGUAAAUAAGAUGUACGUCACGGAUGGUGAUUCGAAUCUCGUUGAGACGCAGCUGAAAAGAAAUUUUGAAUUGAACAAUGAAGUGCGUGAGAACGAACCAGACAUCAAGUUGCAAAGAUUAUGGUGGGGCAGCGAUAGAGUUCCUGAGGAUAUAGAUUUAGUAGUGGGGGCAGAUGUUACGUAUGACCCAACUAUCCUUCCUGAUCUAUGCGAGUGUCUGGCCGAAUGUCUUGCUUUAGACCGAUGCAAACUGUGUCUCCUAUCCGCGACAAUUAGAAGCGAAUCCACUGUCCAACUGUUUUCUCAAGAGUGCAAUAAACUCGGGCUAAAAUGUACCAUAGUCACCAGCACAGAGUACGACGCAAACAACGAGAUCCGCGCGAUGAAAGCCCUGCAAUUCAAACCUUUGAUUGCACCCAUACGGAUCUACAAGAUCACGAAACAAUAA